UGGUGUUACACGUCAACAUGUUCCCUUACCGAAUCCAGUGAAUUCUCAACCAUCUUUUCAUCUUUUUUUUGUUUUGUUUUUAACUGAGUUCUUGUUUGUGGUGUCUUUUCAUUUUCUGCUUUUUCCUGAAGUGUAGCAGAAAAACAUCCUGAAGGCUGAUGGUUACAGACCUCAAUGGAUUAAAACAUCCUGCGUCAACAUUUCAACAUUUUAGCGGGAACCCGACGCCAGAAAAGAAGUCCGGUGUGGGACCGUUUUAGGAUGGGAUCAACCCCCGAAACAACUCAUGUGAGAAAAGGAACCACAGAAAAGUUUGACGUGAAAUAAAGAAACAGUCGGAACCGACGGUCGGAACCCAAACAACCGGAAACGGACUCCCAGGAGCGCGAGGCUCAAGUCUGGAUGACUGGAUGGAGAGCGCAGAUUUGAACGUUGUGGAGGUAACGGAUGUGAAUCCCGAUGAAAUAUUAAGAAUCAUCAAAGACAUUCAUUCUUACGCCUGUAAGGAACCUCCUGCAGGAGAACCUGGGUCUCCAACAUCGACCAGUCAGGAUCCUAACCGGUCCAGGAGCUCUGCUGAGGUUCUGCCUCAGAUUGAACUCCAGAAAAAAAUCAUCCAAGCUUUUGCUAAUAGGAUCAACAGCAGGUCAGGUGGAAUAGAGAAGAUGAUCAAAGGUAUCUCAGAUGAUAUUCAAGACAUAGCUAAAGCUCUCCAGUCCUUCCAACAUCAAGCUUUGCAUCUUCAAACGGACAACGAGAAGCUGACCAGAGAGAAUGGGGAGUUGAGACAAAAGAUGUCAGAACUGAAGGUCUUGAUGAGCAAACAGGAAGCCUUCAGCCGUGGUCUUCAUCUGGGGCUUCAUGGUGUCGCAGAAGACUCUUCAGAGGAUGUUGGAGAAAAGACCAGAGAGGUUUGUAAAGCGCUGGUUCCAGAGGAGGAGAAGGACCGGGUGGCAGCAGAUGUGGACGACGCUCACCGUCUGGGUCUUCUGAAGGCAGGAGGAGACCCACGACCCAUCAUCAUCAGGUUCACAUCAAGAGCCUCCAGAGAGCUCACACGGAAACAUGCCGAGCAAAGUGACUUUCUGCUGAGUCGUGGUUUCAGGUUGGAAGAGAACGUCGGAGAUGAAGCAGCGGGACGCCGUGGUUGGUUAGAGGCGGAGAUGGCGGGAGAGGAAGACUUAACAAAUCCGAACGUCAGACAGGAGGAGAGGGACCAGGAUGGAGAGCCGUUUGUUUGUGAAGUGUGUGGUGAAACGUGUCCAGACAACGACGCCUUAUCGGUCCACGUGAGAGGUCAUGAGAAGAAGUUCCUUUGUUUCAUCUGUGGGAAACUAUACGGGUCCAGCCAUACAUUAAACACACAUCUGAAGGGCCAUUUAAAACCCCGUGUAUGUGAAAUCUGUGGGAAAGCCUUGCACUCCUACUACAGAUUAAACCUUCAUAAAAAGAUCCACACUGGAGAACCGUACAGAUGUGAGAUCUGUGGGCUCGGUCUGCUGCAGAGGUACAGUCUGUUGAACCACAUGAGGAUCCACACCGGAGAGAGGCCGUUUCCCUGUCCAACGUGUGGGAAAAGAUUCCACUCCAUUUCCAGGUUAAGUCAGCACAAACGGACCCAUUCAGCCAUAAAGCCUUUUGGUUGUGGAUCUUGUAAGAAGAGAUUUAGAGAAAGGAAUAAUCUAAUCCAACAUCAGAAAAUCCACACCCGUGAGAGGCAGAGUAGGGAUGGAGUCCCUUCCGCUCGUUCCAGCAGCGAGAAGGAACGGUUGUACCGAUGUGACGUUUGUGGGAAACGUUUCUGCCAGAAACGGUACGUGCCGAUCCACAUGAGGAUCCACACCGGGGAGAAGCCCUUCGUCUGUAGCCAGUGUGGGAACGGUUUCACCCAGAAGGGAAGUUUGAAGGUUCACAUGGAGAUGCACAGACGGAGAGUCAGUAAAGACGGCUGUUUGAGUCUUCACUCCAAAAUCCACAACAAGGAGUAGUUUUCUUGCCGGAAAGGUUCCAUAAGGAAAACCUGAUCCGUCCAGUUGGAAGAGCGGAAAACACUCAGGGAAAGCAUGAGAAGGAAAACCGAGUUCAACAGAAGUUUCAGAUAUGGAAUGUUUUAGCUGCCAAGGACUCGAAGCUUUUUGUUCUUGUUACUUUCAGACUUUCUAAUGUUGAACAAAGAUGUUUUUACGUUCAUCUGAAAGCUAAAAUAUUAAUAAAGGAUUUAUUUCUGA
This is a messenger RNA of Nothobranchius furzeri (turquoise killifish), 2228 nucleotides long. RefSeq names its product zinc finger protein 135. Gene Ontology annotation, biological process: regulation of transcription by RNA polymerase II. Gene Ontology annotation, molecular function: DNA-binding transcription factor activity; RNA polymerase II cis-regulatory region sequence-specific DNA binding. NCBI's taxonomy places the organism in Eukaryota, Metazoa, Chordata, Actinopteri, Cyprinodontiformes, Nothobranchiidae. The record is from RefSeq and is a predicted model, not a curated record.